Messenger RNA from Cryptomeria japonica (Japanese cedar), 1789 nucleotides. RefSeq lists its product as uncharacterized. NCBI's taxonomy places the organism in Eukaryota, Viridiplantae, Streptophyta, Pinopsida, Cupressales, Cupressaceae. The record is from RefSeq and is a predicted model, not a curated record. Bases 139 to 1356 code for a protein of 405 amino acids. The transcript has 11 exons.
CCCACUUUACACUAAUUGAUUUUUAAAAUCGAUCACCACUGCUGGCAAGUACAGUUGAGAUAAGAUACCUUGAAUUCAUGAGCACCCAAUUCACAUAGCAUUUCCAAGAAGUGAAGAGACUGUUAAUUUCAUUCAUUCAUGCCAAUGGCUGUCAUCACUUCUUUGUUUAGACUUAUUUGCAUUUGUAUGAAUGUAGUGCUUCUACUCUCACUUGCUGAACCCAAAACUACAGAGAUUUGCAAGGCUGAACAAGCUCAAGGAUUCACCAUUUUCUAUGGACAAGAAUACAAGUACAAAAUUGUGGAGAACUUCUUUAGCAAUACAGGCUACAUUCUCCUAGAGGAAAUUCCAAGUAGAAAUAAUACCCAUUGUACUGCCAAGCUCAAAUCAUUUACUGCACCCUUUGCAAACUAUUCUGUUGAUAACACCAAGGUUCCAGUGUCAUUUCUGGAGUUACUCGGUGUACUAGAUAACUUGAAAGGCGUAACAUCAGAAUGCACAUCUUCUGCAUGCCUGAUGAAGUACAUUGCUGCUGGUGAUGUUCAACAAAUACAUCAAGAAGACCCAGAACAGAUUUUACAAUUUUCUGCAUUUCUGACUUCAUCUUCAGUGGCAAAACAGAAAUGCAAUUAUAUUAACGUUGAUCCUUUUAAGGAGCUAAAACCGUUGCAGCGUGCAGAAUGGAUAAAGUUUGUGGCAGCACUAAUGGACUAUGAAGGCAGGGCUAAUACUAUAUUUAAAAUGGUAGAGGAGAAUUAUUUGUGUUUAAGUGCAUUGGCAAUGAAUGCUUCCACGAAGCCAACUGUUGCAUGGAUGGCAUUUGACAAGGAUACUUGGUCCUUUUCGAAUACGACAUACAAGUUGCAGUAUGUUUUAGAUGCUGGCGGCUCAAAUCUGGAUGAUUCGGUCUACAUAAAUACAUUUAACAUGUCAUCGCCAUCUGAUGUAGAAAGCUUCCACUGCAUUCUGUCUGGCCUGGAUAUUGCCAUAGAUGAGAGCUAUGCGGCUGUACCAUCAAAUUACACACUAUCAACAUUCAUUGAAAAUGCCCUUGUAUCCGAGAAUGAUAAUUUUUCAUUCGUAGCCAAUCAAAACGUGUGGAGAUAUGAUAAGCAAAUUGGCAGCUCUUGUACCAUUAGUAAUGAUUGGUUUGAUGGUGCUGUUUCACAACCUCAGAUAGUGCUCGGAGAUCUCAUUCAGGCUUUGCAUCCUCAAACCAAUUACACUACAAUUUUCUUAAGGAAUAUUGCAAAGGGUGACGAAAUAAUGCCUGCAAGCAGUGAUAAGUGCACACAUAACAUAUCUUCUCCUUUGGAACCCACCUUGGUACCUUGCAAUGGUCUUCUGAUUGGAUAAUGUACAUGAUGAAUAAGAAGAGAUUACUAGCAUGAGAGAGACUAGAUUUCCACAGUCUAUUGUGAUUUGUAUUUUUUGCUUCUGGAUUCAACUUUGUAGGACUUUUUGCAUCAACAUUCAGAUUACAUUCUGUGAUCCAUCAUCAAGAUAAGAGAGCUGUAGCUGUUUCCAUCUUCUUUUGAGUUCUGUAAAUUUCCAAGGUAAUAUUAUCAUGUAAAGAUACUUUCUUUCCAUUGUUUUCUAAUGUCAAGGGAAGAAAGUAUCCAUGAAUCAUACAAAUAAUGAUUCUUGGUAAAAUUUAGCUAUUUGGUCUAGUCAUAAAAAUCAGAGAGAUCUGUAGUUCUGUUGCAAACAUUAAAGUAAUAAACAUUAAACAACAGGAUAACUUCGCUGUACUACCACAUGGAUCUUUAAGAACAUAUUUACUCUCCAA